UUAUCACUCUCUUUUUUCACACGCACAGAGGUGCCAGCCUACUAGGUGCUUACAAGUUUCAAAAAUGGAGUUUUCUCCCAGCUCCCGGCGGGCUCGAAGGCCUCCGCCGCCGAAGAACUCCGACUUGUAUUCCACUGUCGUAAUUAAAGACGAUGCGGCAUCAAAGGAGCUCGAUCCCGAUCCAAAAUCAUCGGAUAUAUACGCCACAAUGGUGUACAAAGACGACGUUGUUGAAGACGAGGAAGACUCGCUUCCUCCUUUAUUAAAACGCCUCCCAAAAGACUUUGGUGGAGGUGGUUAUGACGUGGGAGAUUCGGACGAUGACGAUCUCGGCGGUUCGAGUUCGGGAACUAUGAUUGUGAAAACUAAUCGGAAGCGAUCAAAUUAUACGGAAAGGAAUGUUUUGUUACCUUAUGCGAAGCCGCGGAGUACGGGGAUGCCGACUUGGGAUAAGAGAAGCCCCGAGAGUAAAAAUGUGAAGGAGGAAAAUGUUGGUGAUUUUUCGACGUUUGUAGUGAGGGGGAGGCAAGAGAAGGACGAGGACGAAGAUGAAGGUGAAGUCGGGGAGGGAGAAUUUGGGACUGUGAUGAGGAGUGGCGGUGCAGGUGGUGGGAGUGGAGGGGGGACGAUGAGGAGGGCGGUGGAGAGUAUGCAGAAGGUGGGGGAGGUGGGAAUGAGGGGAAACGGGAGGCAGAGGAAGAGUGGUGGUGGGAGUAAUAGUGAAGGGAUUGGGCAGACGCAGGUUAGUCGGAAAAUGUCGUCGAGUUCUAUACCAGAUAGUGUCAUCAGGGAGGAUCCCUUUACUAAGUACGAGUUGCUGCAUGAGCUUGGUAAAGAUUUGAAUUUUACACUGAAUUUACUUGCAAUUUGUGGUUGUAGCCAUGGUGAAAUGCUUUUGUUUAUUUGGAAUCAGGAAGAUGGAUUAUUUUGCUCAAUUACAUGUCUUUUAGAUGGUUGUGACGAAGAUUUGAAAUUUUUGGUACAUAACCAAAAAACGUUGUUAAAAAAUAUCUUUUCCAGAAGGUUUGAAUACACGUUAAUAAGUAUCAUGUUUAGAGGAAAUAAACUUAUAGGAUCUAUAUCAGAAAAAAAAUAUCAUCCUCAAAAGUAUUUGUCCUCUAUUUUAUCAUUCAUCGGUACACCGCAUUGGAUGGCUCCAGAAGUUAUUCAAGAAAGCCGUUAUGAUGGCAAGGUAGAUGUAUGGGCUCUGGGAGUGUCUGCAAUAGAAAUGGCAGAGGGACUUCCUCCUAGAGCAACGGUUCAUCCUAUGAGGGUAUUGUUUAUGAUUUCCAGUGAACCUGCUCCAAUGCUCGAGGAUAAAGAGAGAUGGUCACUUGUCUUCCAUGACUUUGUUGCUAAGUGCCUCACAAAGGACCCCCGCCUUCGACCCAUGGCAGCUGAGAUGCUUAUGCACAAAUUCAUUGAAAAAUGCAAAAAUGAAGCUUCAGCAAUGUUGGCAAAGAUUGAAAAGGCAAAGGAAAUGAGGGCAUCAAUGGCUUUGCAAGCACAGGAUACCACAUCAAGCACUUCAUUACCUGGAGUUGGGCCACAGGGAGAUUCAACAUCACAUGAAGCUGUUGUCAACACUGUUCCAUCUAAACGUCGUGACGAUUUGCAUGUCCUAAAUGGAGCUAUCACUGUCAGUGGUACAAAUAAAGAGGCAUCUCCUGGUGGAGCGGAACCAGAUGGAGAAGGUGACCUUGGCACAGUAAUAGUUCAUGACAGAGUUGAAACUGGCAAAACAGCUACUGUGACAACAUUAAAAAGCUUAAACGAACCCUCUCCUGCUCUAAGGCGUACUGGAAGUCUUUCAAUCAGUGGAGUUGGAGAUAAAGCAAUCGACUCUUGGAUGGGCAAUGUCCCAAUUGUAGGAUCUCGAGCAUCUUCACCCAUGUUUGUAUCACCCGAACAAAACCUCAAGGCAAAUAAUGUUCCCCAAGGACCCGUUGGCAGUAGUGUUGGCCUCACUGGUACUUCACUUGCUAAUGAGACUGUCAGCAGAAGAGCAUUAGACAAGCUUUGGUCCAUAUAUUCUGCUGGUAAUACAGUGCCAAUUCCAUUUUUGAGGGCGACGGAUAUAUCCCCCAUUGCACUUUUGUCCGACAAUGUUCUUGGAGGAUGGCAGCAGGAGAAUGGUGGAAUGGUGGCUAUAGAAACAAUGCAGGAGCUUUUUACUGGCGAUACUCAGCCUAAAAAGGGUAGAAGCAGACAAAACGAGGUGCCUCUUCCUCCAAGUGUAUAUCAAAGGCUUACUUCAAGUCCAACUCUAAUGAAUCUUGCUCAGGCAUUGGCGUACCACAAAAUGUGCUACGAAGAGAUGCCACUUCAGGAAAUGCAAGCAGCACAAGAGCAACAGACUAUUCAGAACCUUUCUGAUACUCUUCGAACUAUUUUACGGUUAUAAAAUUUUGAAUUUUUUUUUU
Olea europaea var. sylvestris is the source of this 2423-nucleotide messenger RNA. RefSeq lists its product as uncharacterized. The transcript has 15 exons. The record is from RefSeq and is a predicted model, not a curated record. NCBI's taxonomy places the organism in Eukaryota, Viridiplantae, Streptophyta, Magnoliopsida, Lamiales, Oleaceae. Gene Ontology annotation, biological process: regulation of MAPK cascade; protein phosphorylation; intracellular signal transduction. Gene Ontology annotation, molecular function: protein kinase activity; ATP binding. Bases 65 to 2404 code for a protein of 779 amino acids.